Molecule: messenger RNA, 2659 nt
Organism: Pogona vitticeps (central bearded dragon)
Lineage: Eukaryota; Metazoa; Chordata; Lepidosauria; Squamata; Agamidae
Gene: PREPL
Product: prolyl endopeptidase like
Biological process (GO): proteolysis
Cellular component (GO): cytoskeleton; Golgi apparatus
Molecular function (GO): serine-type endopeptidase activity
Source: RefSeq, a predicted model, not a curated record
CUUCUUGUCAGAGAGCUAGCCGUUCUGAGGUACUCUGCGCAGUUGCUGAGUUUCGCUCACUCAGUCGGAAUAGUACUUUUCUAGUUAAAGACGAAUAAAAAGUUUUCACUCUUGAUUCCUGUGGAUCUGAAGAUCGUGCACUUCUGUAGCAGGAGGAAAUCUUGUCUUCCAUUCAUACUGUGUUAUGAUGUUAGUGUCUAGGUUAAUUGUGCUUGACUUCACUUUGAACUUACAGAAACAUAAGAAAAAAGAACAAAGAACCAAGGGAAAAUGAGGAUAAAGUAUCAAGGAAAACAAAUAUUUCAUCAUUAUGUAUUUACAUACAAAAUCUUUUUUUCAUAUUCUGAAGUACAGUAUUGGUUGCUCCAGGAACUGUUCUAAAUAUUGCCUCAUUUCAGUAAGAUCUUAUCAUCAAACAAAGCUACAUGAGUGCAUGUUUGCAAAGUGCUUUAGAAAUGCCUACAUUGUUCCUUGUUCCCAAGGAGGCAUUCAUCCCUGGAGGUUCUUCUCCUAUAAGGAUCUUCUGAAAUCAGAACAGGCAAACUGGAGGGCUUGUUCAGCAUAUUACAAAGAUUUGACAGAAAGAAUAAAACAAAGAUUAGAAGCUGAUUGUGACAAGUAUUCAUCCAGUUUGAGCAGCCUAGUGAUUAAAUUUGGAGAGUACAUUUACUUUGAAGAAAAUGGCUGCAUAUUUCGUUCAAAGCUGGGAGACACUGCUGAAGGAGACAGUGAGUCAUUACUAAGUACAGAAGCUCUACCAUUCCAUGAUUCCUUAAUUCAACGCAUCAGAAUUUCUCCAGAUCAUGGAUACAUGGCUACUGGAAUUAAAAAUGCAAAUUCUGAAGAGUCAGCUUGUAUCAUUGUGAAACUAAAUACUUUACCAAAAGUGGAAUGUGUAAUCCCAAAUGCGUUUAGCUUUGAAUGGGCAACAGAAGAGAUUCUUUUCUAUACAGUUCAGAAGAACCUUCAGUGUCAUGAUGUACAUUUGGCAGAUUUUAGGAAAAAAUGUUCUAAAUUGGUUUAUGCAGAACAUGAUGCAAGGUAUUUUGUGGAUCUCUAUUGCACAAAAGAUAAGCAUUUUCUAACUAUAAACAGUAAUAGCAAAACUACCUCUGAAGUGUGGUUGGUUGACUGCUAUCAUCCUCUCAAAUCACCUGUGCUUGUGCAACAACGUACAGAAGGAGUCAUUUAUCAUGUUGAGCACAGAAACAAUGAAUUGUACAUUCUUACUACAUAUGGUGAACCAGUGGGAUACAAGCUAAUGAAGGCACCAAUCAGUUCAUGUGGUUUGAGGAAUUGGAUUUCAAUUUAUUCAGUAAAAGAAAAGACAAAAUUAGUUGACUUAGAGAUGUUCAAAGACCACUGUGUUGUCUUUCUGAAGUUCUGUGGUCACCUGUAUUUGGAUAUUAUUUCUCUUCCAUCAAAUUCAGUUCACAGUGUGAAGCUUCCUGCCUGGGCCUGUUCAUUCGAACUGGACCCUCAUCCAGAGUAUACCAGCGACAUUUGCUAUUUUUGGCUUGCCUCCCCAAUUCAACCUCAAGUACGUUUUGCAUAUUCACUGGUGGAAAACAGGGUUAUUGAACACAUUGAGCAAGAGGCACCAAUCACUAUGAAUUGUCACACCAUCCGUUUAGAAGCUAAGAGCAAGGAUGGAACUUGGGUACCAAUUACAGUUUUUUAUGCAGCCAAUAAUACACAGCUACACAGGAGGCCACUUCUGAUUCAUGUAUAUGGAGCUUAUGGCAUAGACUUGAACAUGAGCUUUAAAGCAGAAAAUCAAAUGUUAAUCAAAGAUGGGUGGAUAUUAGCAUUCUGUCAUGUUAGAGGUGGAGGAGAGUUAGGCCUGGAGUGGCAUCAAGGUGGCUGCAUGAUGAAGAAACACAACGGUGUUCAAGACCUCCAGGCCUGCAUAAGGUUUUUACAUGAACUCGGAUACUCUCAGCCAGCACAUACAGCUCUCAUGAGCCUAAGUGCCGGAGGAGUUCUCGCAGGAGCCCUCUACAAUAAUGAUCCCCAUAUUAUCAGAGCUAUGGCCUUGCAGGCCCCUUUCCUAGAUGUUUUAAACACAAUGUUGAAUCCUCAUCUCCCCCUGACUAUUGAAGAACAAGAAGAAUGGGGAAAUCCACUGGUUGAUGAGACAUGCAAGGAAUAUAUUAAAAGCUACUGUCCCUAUCAAAAUAUUAAGGCACAGAAGUAUCCUUCUCUUUUCAUCACAGUCUCUGAAAAUGAUCAGCGAGUACCUUUGGCAGGAUUGUUAAGAUACAUCUGUAAACUAAGAAAAGCUGUGCAAGAUCAUGCCAACAGCACGUACGAGAAAGAACCUCAGGCAUCUAAUAUCAUCUUAGAUGUUCGAUCAGGAGGCAGCCAUUGUGCUCCAUCAUGGGAUGCUUCUUUAGAACAGGUUGCAACACAACUAGCAUUUCUGUACAAAGAACUUGGACUUGAUAAGCAGGGGUGAAUCACCAGUGCUUGAGGUUUGUGCACCAGCUGCUAAAACCAGAAGAAGCGGUUUCGGCCGAACGAUAAACUAUUUUAUCACUGAUUAUUUUAGAAAUGGACAACUUUAAAAAUACCACUAAUUUACAACAUUAUGUUUUCUUGCAGAAAAAAAACAGAUCAGUCUUGCAUUUAUAUUCCUCCACAUUUUGUGUUUUUUAAU